AUGGAUGAAAGCAACAGGGUGCCGACGGGGGAAGCUCCUUCGGACGAACCUCCUUUGAAAGUUAGGCGCCAUGAGGGAGGCCACGGUGAACUGCGGGAGACCAGCAGUGGGGAUACCAAUCCUCAAGGAGCCACGCUUUUUAUUCGCUGUACCUCAAUCCACGGGCGGGGGGAGUUAUUAAAUGGAUUCAUUUCGGAGCACCGGGAGGCUCUCGGGGUGGCGAAGUGGUAUAACGUUGCAGGCGAUGAGUCUGACGGUCGAUGCGUCCCCACUCUCCGAACCGACGCUCCUUUUGAGUGUGUUUACGUGAGGUCAUCGCGGAAGCCGUACUUCCUCCUCGAGUUUAAUGAAAAGGGUGAUGUCGCUAAGAAGUUCGUGGAGAAACUUGUUGGGCUUCGAAAUACACUGUACAAAGGGAGUCCCGUAUUUGUGGAGGUGGCAAAAGGUGGUUUGACAGUGGCUACUGAGCGUCUGAAGCUGGAAAAGCGAGAUGCAGCGAGGCGCUCGGCUACAGCAGUGCCACUUUCGUUUUCAUCCGAUAAGCCCACUGGGCCGACAGCGUUUGUUCCGCGUGCUGUGCGAAAAAGAUAA
Messenger RNA from Trypanosoma brucei brucei TREU927, 591 nucleotides. RefSeq lists its product as hypothetical. The transcript has a single exon. The coding region runs from base 1 to 591 and encodes 196 amino acids. NCBI's taxonomy places the organism in Eukaryota, Euglenozoa, Kinetoplastea, Trypanosomatida, Trypanosomatidae. The record is from RefSeq and is a predicted model, not a curated record.